Molecule: messenger RNA, 1113 nt
Organism: Rotaria socialis
Lineage: Eukaryota; Metazoa; Rotifera; Eurotatoria; Philodinida; Philodinidae
Source: the annotation of a GenBank genome assembly
AUGAGAUCGAUUAUAUUUUUUGUAGUCUAUGUGUUGCAUUGCUUAUCAAAUUUAAUUCUUGGAGCAAGUGGUGCCAUCCCGACAGGAUUCAAUCAUCCUGGUGGAAUGCAUCCCCAGCAUCAGAUUGAAUUUGUCAAGCUGCAAGUGUUUAACCAACGGCAACCAUAUUACAAUGCCUAUCGGCAACUGAUUGUUUCUGCUGAUGCAGCAUUUAAUCACACCACUCAUGCUCUAGCUGAUUUUGCUGUUCCUGGCUACUACAUCGAUCCAGAAUUACACAAAAAGAAUUCAGUUGGUCUUCAAUCGGAUGCAUUUGAUGCUUAUGCUUGUGCAUUGGCCUAUCACAUAAGUGAUGGUCAGUCGAAAUAUGCCAAUCAAUCAAUAAGAUUUUUGACAGCAUGGGCUGAUUUAAAUACGAAAUAUUCGGAUUUCGAUGGUAGUCUUGUCAUGGCCUAUUCUGGAACGGCAAUGGUCAUGGCUGGUGAACUUCUUCUUAACUACGAUGGCUGGAGUCCUGCUAGUAAGAUGAAAUAUUUGAAAUGGGUACAGACUGUUUAUUUAAAAGCUUCCAAUGAAAUCAGAUUACGAAAAAAUAAUUGGGCCGAUUGGGGUCGAUUGGGCUCAAUUUUAUCUGCUCAUUUGUUGGAAAACUCCACAGAAAUAGCUGAAAAUAUCCGUUUGGUUAAAAGUGAUCUGUUCCAUAAGAUUGCUGCCGAUGGUCAUAUGCCAGAAGAGACCACGAGAGGGACAAAUGGAAUUUGGUACACGUAUUUUUCUCUUGCACCAAUUACAGCUACAUGUUGGGUAGCUUAUCAAUCGACCGGUGAAAAUCUAUUUACCAAUUAUAGACAAGGUAAUUCUUCGAUCAAGCAAGCCCUGGAUUAUUUGUACUACUAUAAUCUUCACCCCAAUGAAUGGUCAUGGUUUGUAAAUCCUAAUAAGGGAUCACCGACUUCAUGGCCUGGUAAUUUGUUGGAAGUCAUGUCAACUCUUUAUGGAGAUAAUCGUUACUCUGAUUACGUGAAAUCCUCAAGACCAUUAAUCUAUAGAACACAUCAUUUUGCUUGGACUUUUCCCACAUUGAUGACUGUUCAAUUGGGAAGCUAUCAGUAG